GUUUCGGUUUCGCUCUCUCGCUGUACUUUCACCUAGUACACUCUACGAGCUGACCACCGUCUCACCUCCAGAUAAGUGUGUACUUUUUAUUCCUUAUCAAAUUCCAUAUCUCUUUGUGUAAAUACAAUUCCGGUCCAGUUACACUUGCCAUUUCGAGUCUUUUAACUUUGAUUCCGUUCUUUAGUACCUGCACGUAGGCAGAGUACUAAUUAAGGUCAUAAACGGUGAAGGAGUUUGUAAGAGCGGUUAUUGUUAGGUCGAAGUAAAUCCUAAGUCCAAUUCUUACAAGUGGUGAGCCCGAGUUUUCACCGUUUGCCUACUUAGUAGCAAAUAAAUAGUCCUUUUUCAUAUUGGUAAUUUGUUUUUCACACAGAGUUAUAAAUUUUAUUUGCCUUGUUUUUACUCAUAUUUUUUGUUAUCAUAUUUGUUGUUAUCAUUCUAUUUAUAUAUCGUCUUGUUCGCGGGAUGGCUGUAACCGUAACUCAGACGAAGGACUCCUCUACCGAAGGGUCGUCAAAAUUAGAUGUGGUGGCCUACAUAGCUAAGCUUUAUGAAGAGAUAGAUAAGUUAAAACAGGAGAGGACACCUAGAGGUCGUUCACAUAGCCGCACCAGCUCGACUCGUGGCAGAUCUUCUUCACGAGCUGGCAGCAGACGUCGUAGGCCUCAAAAUUCCCAACCUGGAGUGUGCUGGUAUCACCGGCGUUAUGGUGAUAAGGCCCAAAAGUGCACUCGCCCGUGCACCUUUGAUGGCCAGCAAUCGGGAAACCAGUAAGCCAGCACGUAUUGGCGACUAACGUCGCUGGCGAACCACUCCCAUGUCGCCUCUUCUAUGUUACCGACCGUACCACUGGGACACGCUUCCUGGUUGACACUGGGGCGGAAGUUAGCGUGAUUCCACCAACAUCUGAAGAGCGCAAGCGGCCACUUUCCUUACAGCUUCGCGCCGCAAACGGUUCGCCAGUCACAACGUACGGCAAAAGGUUCCUGGAUCUUAACAUAGGCCUACGUAGGUCAUUUCGCUGGGUUUUCCUUGUGGCAGAUGUAACUACCGGUAUUAUUGGCAUGGAUCUCAUGCAACACUAUCAGCUACUGGUUGAUACUGGCAAACACAAACUGAUCGAUUCAGCUACAAACCUUUCGAUCUCCGGUGUUGUGACACACACACCUGCAUUAAGCCCAGUAUAUUCAACCCCUGCCUCUAACGGCCCUUACGCUGAAGUUCUUCAGUCCUUUGCCAAUCUGUUCAAACCGGUUUCUAAACUUCCUUGUGUGACGUCUACUGUCACUCAUCAUAUCGUGACCACUGGUCCACCGGUAUUUGCAAAGCCACGGCGAUUGUCCCCAGAAAAACUACAAGCCGUGAAGGCUGAAUUCGAACAUAUGUUAGAUAUGGGGAUAAUCCGCCCUUCCAGCAGCCCGUGGUCUUCCCCUUUACAUGUGGUGCCAAAGAAUAACGGGAUAGAUUGGAGGCCUUGUGGUGACUACCGCAGGCUUAACGCACAGACCGUGCCAGAUCGCUACCCCGUACCACAUAUACAUGACCUUACGUCGUCUCUAAAGGGUGCCAUGGUAUUCAGUAAACUGGACUUAACCAGGGCCUAUCACCAGAUUCCAGUUCACCCAGAUGAUAUUCCUAAAACGGCAGUGAUCACCCCUUUUGGUCUUUUCGAAUUUCUUCGAAUACCGUUUGGUCUCCGCAACGCCGCACAAACAUUCCAGCGAUUUAUUCACGAUGUUUUGCGCGGAUUGGAUUGCGCAUAUGCUUAUCUAGACGAUAUUCUCGUGGCUAGCCCAGAUGAAGCUACCCACCGUAACCAUUUACAGAUGGUAUGUGAGCGGUUAACAACCCAUGAUUUGACACUUAACAUGUCUAAAUGCCAGAUUGGCGUCCAUUCAUUGACCUUCCUGGGACAUGUCAUUAAUGAACAGGGAAUUCGCCCGCUACCUGAGAAGGUGCAGGCAAUACGCGACUUCCCGGAACCUACGUCAAUGAAAUCUUUGCGCACAUUUCUGGGCAUGGUGAGUUAUUACCGACGGUUUGUUCCCCAAUGUGCACAUAUUUUACUGGCACUCACAAACCUACUUAAGAGCAAGAGCCAAACGUUCAGCAUGACACCAGAGGCUCGAGAAGCCUUCCAGAAUAUUAAGUCGGCAAUUGCAGACGCCACCAUGCUAGUCCACCUAGACGUCCAUCUUCCGCUUAGCAUCUCAGUUGAUGCAUCUAACACAGCCAUUGGAGCUGUUUUACAGCAACUGGUACAUACUUCAUGGAUACCAGUUGCCUUUUUCUCCCGGAAGUUGUCCGCCGCUGAAGCGAGGUAUAGCACCUUUGGCAGAGAACUCCUCGCCAUAUACGCGGCUAUCAAACAUUUUCGCCACUUUGUCGAAUGUCGGAAAUUCACAGUAUUUACCGAUCACCAGCCCCUGACGUAUGCCCUCCACACUACCACAGAUAGAUAUUCACUACGCGAAUUGCGUCACUUGGACUACAUCUCACAAUUCACUUCGGAUAUUCGACAUAUUUCGGGGGUUGACAGUGCUGUGGCGGACGCCUUGUCUAGGAUAUGUACCAUGUCGGCGCCGCCAACCAUUGACCUGAAACAAAUGGCGCAACGUCAGCUUACAGAGUUAGAUCUCGAUAAGCUCUCGUCAAAUACCUCCUUGCAUAUCAAGCGUAUACCGCUUGUUGAUAGCGAGGGUACCAUCCUCUGUGAUCUGUCCACCGGUACCCCGAGACCCAUCGUUCCACCUUCAUUGCGCCGUACGGUAUUCGAUAGCCUCCACAACCUUUCCCACCCAGGUAUACGGGCAACGGACAAACUAGUGUCAGCUAGAUUUGUCUGGCCUGGUAUAAAUCGCGACGUGCGUAUCUGGGCACGUGCCUGUGUGCCGUGUCAACGAGGUAAAGUCCACAAACACAACAUCACUCCAGUGGGUUCCUUCUCCACACCUGAUGCUCGCUUUAGCCACGUACAUCUAGAUAUAGUGGGUCCUCUACCACCAUCAAAUGGCCACUGUUACUUGUUGACAUGUGUCGACCGGUUCACUCGUUGGCCAGAAGCUAUUCCCAUCGCUGACACGACCGCGGAAACCAUUUGCCGAGUGUUCAUGGAACGCUGGGUAGCUCAAUUCGGAUGCCCAUCUACGGUGACUACAGACCGUGGACAGCAGUUUGAAUCAACCCACUUCAAGAAGCUCUUAGAGCUGCUGGGGUGCAAACGCAUCUGAACAACCGCGUACAAUCCAGCAGCAAAUGGACUAGUAGAACGUUUUCACCGCCAACUGAAAGCUUCGUUAAUGGUUACCGAGAAUACUAAGUGGACCGAGUCACUUCCCCUAGUGCUACUUAGCAUCCGUUCCACGCUCAAAGCAGACUUACAGUGCACCUCUGCAGAGUUGGUGUUUGGUACCACCCUUCGUCUACCGGGUGAAAUUAUCUCACCUGAAAGUGGUGAACCAAGUGCUACGGAUGUACAUUGUUAUGCUCAGAACCUCAAGCGCCUUAUGCAACGCCUGCAACCAACUCCCACACGCACACAAAACAAGAGAGUGCAAGUAGAUGCUAGACUCGAUGACUGUACCCACGUUUUUGUGCGUUGCGACGCCGUUCGUAGACCGUUACAACCUCCUUAUGAUGGACCAUUCAAGGUCGUUAGUAGGAAAGAAAAUUUUUUUGUUAUUGAUCGACUUGGCCGUCAAGACACCGUAAGUGUCGACAGACUUAAAAGCGGCCUACAUUGAAGAAUCUGUACCCCUCACGCCUACACAACCAGCAACUACGCCCGCACCCACACCCCAGCCAAGUGUUAUUGUCCAAAAUCCUACUAAACCUAGCAGUUCUCCGGAUGAGACAGGUAAAGCACCGGUUACACGCUCUGGUCGGCGUGUACACUGGCCUAAACGAUACUGUGAAUUUGUUAACUAAACGCUUUUAAUUACAAGAAUAACUCAUACCUUCAUGUCUUUUCUCACGUUACAUUCAUUUUUCAUGAUAUUUACUCUUUUGGGUUUCGUUUGUGGGCAGUAGCCACUUUUUCAUUUACUAAUCCUGUUAGAUUUCUUUCUCGUUACAGUGUUCUAACAUUUUAUUUUUGGCGUUGCACUCGAACCGCUAACUAGACCAGUCCAUUCCAUUGUCUUAUGGUGGCUCCCAACACUCGUGGAAUUACAAACCAAACGAACAAAAAUAUGGACCAGAUAAAAAAAAUAAUAAAAUAAAUAAAAAAAUAUAAUAAAAUGUAAAAACAAAAACUUUCACUGUAUAGUUAAAAAGACCGUUAAAUAUUUUUGCAUAUAAAUACGUCACUUCUAUGCUGUACAUUUUAAUCCGCUCAAUCUAUUUUCACAGAUCUUACUAUUUUUACUCGAGUUAUGCCAUGACGAAACUUAUUUAUUUUGUGACCCAUACUUGUAAUUACUUUGCAUCACUUUAAUUAUACAGCUCGCUACAUUUUUUU
This is a messenger RNA of Trichobilharzia szidati, 4459 nucleotides long. Lineage: Eukaryota; Metazoa; Platyhelminthes; Trematoda; Strigeidida; Schistosomatidae. The record is from the annotation of a GenBank genome assembly.